AGAGAGGAGAGCUGGAGGAGAGUGGUGUGGGAGAAGAAUCUGAAAAUGAUUGAACUCCAUAAUCUGGAUCACACAUUAGGAAAACACAGCUACAAGUUGGGAAUGAAUCAGUUUGGUGACAUGACUUUUGAGGAGUUCAGACAACUGAUGAAUGGCUAUGCACACAAGAAGUCAGGAAGGAAGUACAGAGGAUCCCAGUUUCUUGAGCCCAGCUUCCUGGAAGUGCCACGAUCAGUAGAUUGGAGACAGAAGGGAUACGUAACUCCAGUUAAAGACCAGGGUCAGUGUGGCUCUUGCUGGGCUUUCAGCACAACGGGAGCUCUUGAAGGGCAGCACUUCAGAAAAACUGGCAAACUUGUUUCACUGAGUGAACAGAAUCUGGUGGACUGCUCUCGCCCUGAAGGGAAUCAAGGCUGCAAUGGUGGUCUCAUGGACCAGGCUUUCCAGUAUGUGCAGGAUAAUGGGGGAAUUGAUUCAGAGGAAUCCUACCCAUACACUGCAAAGGAUGAUGAAGACUGUCGCUACAAGGCAGAGUACAAUGCUGCUAAUGACACUGGCUUUGUUGACAUCCCUCAAGGACAUGAAAGAGCUCUCAUGAAAGCAGUAGCAGCUGUGGGUCCAGUAUCUGUUGCUAUUGAUGCAGGCCACUCUUCAUUCCAGUUCUAUCAGUCAGGUAUCUAUUAUGAACCAGACUGCAGCAGUGAAGACCUGGACCAUGGUGUUCUGGUUGUAGGUUAUGGCUUUGAGGGGGAAGAUGUAGAUGGGAAGAAAUACUGGAUUGUUAAGAACAGCUGGGGAGAGAAGUGGGGUGACAAAGGAUAUAUCUACAUGGCCAAGGACAGGAAGAAUCACUGUGGAAUAGCAACAGCUGCUAGCUAUCCACUUGUAUAAUUUGAAGACUGAACAUUUUGAUGCGAGAGGGGUUCUAAACUGAAUGACCAAACCCAUGUUCACACAUGUGGUAGACUUUUAUCCUUCAAAAGUCAACUUGAUUUUUUUAACUUUUGAAGUAUGUUUUACAUGUUGGUGACAUGCCACUUGUUUAAAUUAAUGUAAAUGUUGGUAUGUAAACAGCUUGUAAUAUUGCUGGCUUUUGACUGCUUAAUCUAAUAGAAUCCUCUUUGUAUUUUUUUCCUUUUUUAAAAUUUCAGUGUGCCCAAAGUUUACUUUUUAAAUAAAUUCUAGUGUGUACAGA
Phaethon lepturus (White-tailed tropicbird) is the source of this 1195-nucleotide messenger RNA. RefSeq names its product cathepsin L (gene CTSL). Gene Ontology annotation, molecular function: cysteine-type endopeptidase activity. The transcript is spliced from 6 exons. Gene Ontology annotation, cellular component: lysosome. The annotation marks the transcript as partial. The record is from RefSeq and is a predicted model, not a curated record. Gene Ontology annotation, biological process: immune response. NCBI's taxonomy places the organism in Eukaryota, Metazoa, Chordata, Aves, Phaethontiformes, Phaethontidae.